AUUUGUUGGGUUUUUUUUUUUACAAGGCUGUCAUUUUUUGUUGUGCUGUCAUGGAUUCAAAUACUCAAAAAGUCGCUGUAUUUUUCAUUAUGGUAUUUCUACUUCUUGUUAACUCAUGGUUGCUUCUUCAGCUUACCUUAAGAUAGACAGCUUUAAUUUAGUCUUAUUGAACAACUAUUUACGGGUAUAAUUGCUUCAUUUCUUAAAAGGGAGGUUAAUGAUGAAGGGGGAUUUUGUUUUGUUAAUUUAUUAUAUGGUUUCAAUGUGUUACUUUAUACAGAAGAAUGCAAAGAUUUAUGGUGGAUUAUGCUUUUAUUGUGUAUUGUACUAACCGGAAGUGUGAUUUAAUCCUUUACGUCACUGAAUUAAAUUAAGUCUUUCGUUAUAUUUAAAUCAAUGUUAACUAUUUGGCGCAUGCUGAUGUCCUUAUUACAGCAUUUCGACGCAUUUAUUUAAAAUAAUCCUGGAAAAUAGUUUAAAAAGCGCAUCCUUCAAAUUAAAAGCCCGACAUUAAAAGGCGGUAAGUGGAUUUUUAUUUUCAGAGCGUCGUUUAUUUACCUACCUUUAUUUAAAGGUAUACAUCGUGGUGAGGUACAUUGAAGGCGAUGUUUGAGCCAGCUGGUUGUUUUCGGUCAUCUCUUGGUUUCUUGUAACCGGGGGUCUCCGUGGUCCUGCUGCCUCCCCGGAGAACACGGCUGACCUUGAGGACUCCGUCAUGGACCUGACGCGGCUGGCCGUGGAUGCUGGUCAGUUCAUCAACAGGGCUGUUCAGUACACCGGAGAGAUUCUCGGCCACACGGGCAGGACUGAGCUGGACCCCGAGCUGGAGACGCUCCUGGCCCGUGCAGAUGCCACCAAGACUUGGACGGACUCGAUCAUCUCUCAGACUGAGGUUUUACUUCAACCCAGUCUUGGAGCUCGAUUAGAGGACCGGCUGUACGAGCAUCUGGAAUGGAGCGCCCCAACUCGACCCCGUGCACACGAGGUACUGGGAGAGCAAAUGACCCAGGCUGGACUGGAGAUUGGAUCAAACACCCCCUAUGGAACAACUCUGCUGAGGUGCGGAGAGACCCAGAAGCAGCUGGGAGAAGCUGAGAGGAAGUUUGCAGAAUGCACCAAUAUUCACUUUCUCACACCUCUGAAGAGUUUCACAGAGGGGGAAUACAAAGUCAUCCAGAGUGAGCGGAAGAUGCUGCUUAACAAGCGUUUGGAUUUGGAUAUUGCCAAGACCAGACUGAGGAAAGCUCACGAAGCCGACAGAGAGGCCCGAAACAUGAAUUCAAACCCACUGGAUGAGGACUACCUGUCUCAUGUCUCCUACAUGUUCAGCUUCCUGCAUGUUAAAUGGCUGAAGAUAUGGGCCCAGGAAAUCUCUCAGGCUGAGAUGGAGCUGAGAAUCUGUCAGAGUCUUUUCGAUCGGCAGUCAGAAAUCACAAGACGGAGCCUGGCAGGAAUCGGCAACACGCACACAAACCACAUGCGGAGCUUGACUGACUUUGUAGACGGUCAGGCAGCUUUUUUUGCUCAGUGCAACCAACAUGCUCAGGAGCUUCAAAGCCAGCUCGCCAGGAUUCCAGCUGUCUUUUGCUCCAACAACUGGCAGUCAGCAGUUUGUAACGAGCUUAACGGCCUGUCGACAGGCAGCCACGUAGCUGCUGAGUCUGUUGGGUUGGACCAGAUCACUCUAGUUCCUACAGCAGCUCGCCAGCUACCAGACUUUGACCAGGAAUCAUGGACUGUAACUGCUUCUCCUAAAUCUGAAACUGUUUCCUCCUCAACUGUUCUUUCACCUGAUCAAACAAACAGCAAUAAUAACAACAACACCUUCUGCUCUACCAGCCAAUCAAGAGGUCAGCAAUCAGCGGAUAAAAGUCAGCCAUUUACAGACCAACCAGAGGAGGUUUCAUCAACGAAUGAUCUGGAAUCCAACAUUUUGCCUUCUUCCAAGGAUUUUUCACAGUCUGCCACAGCCAAAUUAACCAAUGGUACUAGUUUGACAACAUUAGCCCCAAAACCCCCUUCCCCUCAAUCCAGUGCAAUCCCAAAUGAGACCCAGACGGCAGAUCCAGGAGCCUCUGAAGCUCCUGACAUCACUACUUCCAAUUAUGAGUAGCCAGUCACUAAUAGAAAAGGCAUCUUUUCAGGGUUGUUGUGGUACUGACACUAUCUGGAGCUGCAGCGGGUUUAUUUCCAAGUAAACUUGAAAGAUACAGUUUACAAUAACUUGUCAGACGUGGGAUUAUAACAAUUAUAAAAGCAUUUAUUCAGAGGGCUCAUAUACAGAAGCGUAUUGCAUUCACCUAGAAAAAGAAGAAAUCGGUCUCUUCUAAAUUAAUGAUGCUGCUGUGAUUUCAUGUUAUUGUUGGCUUUGCAGAUUUCUAAGCAAAAGAUGCUUUUCCGUCAGAGAAGCUUCAACAUGUCCCGUUUGAGUUUAAUUCCUUUUUGCUUCCUUUAAGAACUGGGACACUGGGAAAUUCUCGUCUCUUAGUUAUGUAGAUGUGAUCACUAUUAGUUUAUUGACUUUGCUACUCAUGAUAUGCUUGCUUUCUUCUUUUCUCCAGUUUGUUAGUUCAGAAUAACAGCGCUUUUACAUUUUUUUUAAAAAGAAAAUUAUCUCAUUAAUUCCAAAACUUUUAACUUAUAUAUGUAUUCGACUCAU
Molecule: messenger RNA, 2659 nt
Organism: Cyprinodon tularosa
Lineage: Eukaryota; Metazoa; Chordata; Actinopteri; Cyprinodontiformes; Cyprinodontidae
Product: endophilin-B1-like
Exons: 10
Coding region: 716-2113 (465 amino acids)
Cellular component (GO): cytoplasm
Molecular function (GO): protein binding
Source: RefSeq, a predicted model, not a curated record